Messenger RNA from Chaetomium strumarium, 1512 nucleotides. RefSeq lists its product as uncharacterized. Gene Ontology annotation, molecular function: FAD binding. Lineage: Eukaryota; Fungi; Ascomycota; Sordariomycetes; Sordariales; Chaetomiaceae. The record is from RefSeq and is a predicted model, not a curated record. The transcript has 4 exons. Bases 203 to 1489 code for a protein of 428 amino acids.
GGCUUUUUGGCGCCAUCAAGCUCAUCGAUGGAUCGGACCGCGGCCGGUCCCGGAGCGGCGUGUUUGCUCACCUCGGCAGCCCCCCACGCAGUAGCCCGGUGCGAGAGCGACAUUGUUCAUAAGAGCAAAAAGGGUUGGUUGCCCGGGCUUUAAUGAGACGCCCUCCGAUACGACCCGUGGCGCAUACGAUACGACGACCAACAUGGGAGGUCCGGAAAAGAAACCAAUCCUCAUCAUCGGGGCCGGCAUCACCGGCCUAGUCCUAGCGCAGUACCUGCGCAAGAGGGGCGGCGAUGUGCCCUUCCGCAUCUUCGAGCGGGAUGCCGACCUGGCUACCCGCGGGCUCGGCUGGGGGCUGACCCUGCACUGGUCGCUCCCGGCGCUGCGGUCGCUGCUGCCCGACGAUUUGGUCCGGCGUCUGCCCGAGGCGUACGUCGACAGGGUUGCCGUCGAGGAGGGCCGGCCGUCGACCUUCCCGUUUUAUGACCUCAGCACGGGGGAGCUCAAGGCCAAGACGCCCACCGCGACCGAAUCGCAGCGGAUUAGGGUCACCCGCGAUCGGUUGAGGCAGCUGUUGGCCACCGAUCUCGACAUCCAGUGGGGGAAGGCAGUGAACAAUGUCGUGACUGCUCCAGACGGAACCGUCACAGUCAGCUUUGACGACGGCACUUCGUACGAAGGCAGUUUAGUGGUCGCCUGCGAUGGCGGCAGCUCCCGCAUCCGCGCCGCACUGUUUCCGGAGCACCCAAAGCACCGCAUCCCGGUGAGGCUGAUGGGCGUCAAGAUGGAUUGCUCUCCGGAGCAGAUCGAGCCGCUGCGGGCACUUGACCCCUACUUUCUCCAGGGAGCAGGUUCCCAGAACGACACAUUCGCAUACUUCAGCGUUCUCGACGCUCCGGGCAACAGCCCCGAAGGCAACGGAGGAAAAUACACGUGCCAGAUGGUGGUCUCAUGGCCGAUCCGCGAUGGCUUCUUCAACCAGAGCACGCCCCUCGAAUUCCCAGAGACAAACGAGGACAGGAUCGCGCUGAUCAAGAAGUUUGCCGGAACAUGGGCUGAGCCGUUCCGAUCGCUCGCACACAGCCUCCCGAGCGCCACAGAAGUCAAGUGCCUCGAUCUGUAUGACUGGCCGCCACUGAAGGGCCUGCGCACCACGGGCCACGUUGCUCUGGUCGGCGACGCCAUGCACGCGAUGGCCAUGUACCGCGGCGAGGGCGCCAACCAUGCCAUCGUCGACGUCCUCGACCUGGUGGAACUGGUCAUUUCUCAGCUGCUCGCUGGCGACCCCACAGCGGUGGAUCUACGGGCCGCUCUGGACCGCUACGAGAACAAGGUCGUGAGCAGAACCCGGCCGGCCGUCUUGGCGUCGCGGCAGGCCUGCGUCGACGCGCACGACUGGCGCAGGAUCAACGAGAACAGCCCGCUGCUGAGCCGGCGGAGGAUGGAUUUGGUGUUUGACGAGAGUCAGAUGAGCGAGGCUGCUUUGUAGGUUGCGAGUACCUAGUGCUGAGU